Messenger RNA from Lobosporangium transversale, 2905 nucleotides. RefSeq lists its product as hypothetical. NCBI's taxonomy places the organism in Eukaryota, Fungi, Mortierellomycota, Mortierellomycetes, Mortierellales, Mortierellaceae. The record is from RefSeq and is a predicted model, not a curated record. Gene Ontology annotation, biological process: proteolysis. Bases 102 to 2897 code for a protein of 931 amino acids. Gene Ontology annotation, molecular function: metalloexopeptidase activity. The transcript has 3 exons.
UUUUUUUUUUACGACUAUCUCUACCUGCCUCUUUUAUAUAUUUAUAUAUAUAUACUAUUGAGCCUGCCUUUCCCCAUCAGCUGCAAGAAAAGAAAGAUUGAAUGGCGGCAUAUCAAGCGCUGAAGCAGCGUCAGUUCAGGGUAGAACCUUCCGAUCAAGAUGACCAUCAUCAGCAGCAUCAUCUAAAAUAUGCUACUUCAUCAUUACCCAUCAAGACUAGCAAAUAUGAUCAAUAUGGAGCUCCACCGACGAAAAUCCAUUCGUCAUUUUCAUCCAACAGGAUCAUCUUCCGUGCCUGGGCUAUCUUCCUGAGCUUUCUUGCUGCUAUAGUCUUGAUCAUGUAUCAGAUUCAUUACGCUCUUCCCACACCUGUUCAUGAGUCCGUAAACCCGAUAACGGGCCAAGUGCAGUUCUCAGAGACCAAUGUCCGGAAAGUAGUAAGACAUCUUUCAGAAGACAUUGGUUAUCGUGUGGUCGGAACAGAACAAGAGUUGGACACAAAGAAUUAUUUGAUCAAAGAGCUCUUGCAGUUGAAAGAGGACGCCCAUAUCGCAAAUCUGAAAAGACAACAACAACCAUUACAGCCAAAGGGAGUUGGUACGAAUGGAGCAUCUCAGGACCUGGAGCAACCUUGGCCUAAAUUUGAUAUGUGGGUCCAAGUCGGAGAUGGUUCUCAUCGGUUUGACUUUAUGUCCAAAGUUGUCAUGAAGAUGUAUACCAACAUGACCAACAUCAUCGUCAGACUCUCAUGUGGACCUGAAUGUGAUCAGAAUUCAAUCUUGCUCAACUCGCACUACGACACUACGUUGGGAUCACCAGGUGCUGUUGAUGAUGCCCUUGGUGUUGGUGUCAUGAUGGAAAUCAUCCGUGUGAUGUCCCAGCGACCCGCUCCAAAGAAGAACAGUAUUGUUUUUUUGUUCAACGGAGGUGAAGAGUCAUUACAGGAUGCAUCCCACUCGUUCAUCACUGCACAUGAACUUAAGGAUCAAGUGAGAGCUGUAGUUAAUCUGGAGGCCUGCGGAACUUCCGGGCCUGAAAUCCUCUUCCAAGCCAAUUCACGCACAAUGAUCGAUGCCUACAGAACUGUCCCAUAUCCCCAUGGCACCGUCCUUGCCAAUGAUCUAUUUGCGACUGGGCUCAUUCUCUCUGACACAGACUUCCGUCAGUUCGUGGAUCAUGGAAACUUAACAGGACUUGAUAUGGCAGUCUAUAAGAACAGCUACCUUUACCAUACUCACUUGGAUCUGGACUCGUACAUGGAAACAGGUCUACCCCAGCACAUGGGUGAGAAUACCCUGGCAUUGGCUACUUAUUUGACUGAGGAGGCAGAGCUCAUCAAUUUGGAAAAGACCAGCAGUGUGGUCUUCUUUGACUUCUUCGGCCAGUUCUUUGUCUCAUAUUCUUGGUCGACUGCAUUACAGAUUCAUAUUGUCGUUGGAGGACUCGCAUUAUUGGCCAUGGCCACUCAAGCCUCGCGCCCAACCCUGCGUGCGACUGUCUCUAUCCUCUUCUCGUUUAUGGCGGCUCUGAUCCUUCCUAACCUGUCAGUGAUCUUCCUGUUGUCACUGGGCAAACCCAUGCAAUGGUUCUCGCACGAGUGGCUAUCCUGUCUUUUGUUUGGACCUAUUGCUCUUGUUGGCAUGUUCUCGGUCCAGUACCUCUUCCAUGAUAAAAAAGCGAGCACAGGUGCGAACGAACUGAGCACGUUCUCUGCGGUGCAUGCGUUCUACACCAUUUGCUUGGGCCUUGCUUCGUAUACAGGACUCGCCUCCAGCUACGUCUUUGCGCUCUAUUCGAUCAGCUCAACUCUAGGCCUAUUCUUCAACAAGUUCCGCAUUGCUGAAGCCAAGAAGGAUGGUGUAGAGUCUGCACGCGUGGAUUAUAUGACCUACUUUGUUGCCUCGUUGUUGCCUACAGCCUAUUUUUCGUUUGUCUGCUUCAGCUUGUUGGAUAUUUUCAUCCCUCUGACUGGUCGCAUUGGUGUAGAUGCCCCCGUGGAUAAUAUUGUUGCAGUCCUGACUGGCUUUAUUAUAUUUGUGUUCUGUCCUCCCAUCAUGGCAUUCACCCAUCGGUUCGGAGCCUCAAUGUUGCGCAAGAUGAUUGUCCUGUUGCUUGUGGCCCAUUUGGCGAUCUUGUUGAUCACAUCCAUGUUCAUCUCACCCUAUAAUGAACUUCAUCCAAAACGUGUCUUUGCUCAGCACCUGAAGAACUUGACUUCUGGAGAAUCGAUGAUGUAUAUUGCGCACGCAGAUCCAGGUCCCUUUUAUGAUCCCUAUGUGACUGAGCUCGAGGAAAUGUUUUCAACCAAGGCUGUCUUCCGCAGCCCCAACAACAACCCUGGAGACUGGAAUGCCAUCUAUCCAUUCAACCAAUUCUUGGAAUCUUAUGUGAUCGACACGACACCCUAUAUCAAGACCCAGACUCAAAACAAGACGAUUGCCAACACAGAUAGACCAUUGACCGACUUUGUCCAUCAGGCGCCUCAGCUCAUUGCCGAGAAGGUUUCGUAUGAUCCCAAGACGGGUCAUCGUAGGUUGACGGUGUUAUGUACCCAUCCAAAUUAUAUCUGGACUGUGGCCAGCUUUGAUACACAUUUGGUAUCAUGGUCAUUAUCGUCGUCGGAUCCAUUUCCCUAUCAUUCUCAUUAUGUGAUUCGACAUGUGGGUGGUCAUGUUAGUGACGGAUGGAAGUUGGACCUGGAAUACAAAGCCAAAGGACCGGAUGACAAGUUGAUGAUUGAGUUGACAGCAAUGGAGACUGAGGGAUUUGGAAGAGACCAGGAAAGAGAACUGAUUGGAAGCGGCGAUAUUGGUGUUAUGCGCAAGGUCUUGAAGACGCGACCAGCAUGGUUGGCGCUGACGUAUUUUGGCACAACCGUGAGUCGGUUCCAUCUGUAGAGGAAGAG